Molecule: messenger RNA, 288 nt
Organism: Caenorhabditis elegans
Lineage: Eukaryota; Metazoa; Nematoda; Chromadorea; Rhabditida; Rhabditidae
Gene: Y45F3A.5
Product: 4F5 domain-containing protein
Exons: 3
Coding region: 1-246 (81 amino acids)
Source: RefSeq, marked reviewed
AUGGAAGCGAUCAAGGAUAAGGAGAGGAAGGAGAGAAGAGACAAAAAAUUGGCUAUCGCCAAUCUUGCGGCCAAACAAAAGAGAGAGAAAAAAAAGCAGCAGAAGAAUGGUGCCGAGCUUGCGGCUCGUGCACGUAAGGCGAAAGCCGAGAAGGCCAAGACUAGUGAGCCCCCCGCACAAGGUGUGGUUACUCGUGCUGCCGCUCAAAAAGCUCGGGAAGCUGCUCAAGCUGCAAAUCACCAGUAGCUCCGUGGAAUUGAAUUGAUCUAUUUUUAUUUUUCAAUAAAA